Messenger RNA from Pelmatolapia mariae (spotted tilapia), 6228 nucleotides. RefSeq names its product Ras association and DIL domains (gene radil). Gene Ontology annotation, biological process: signal transduction; neural crest cell migration; substrate adhesion-dependent cell spreading. Gene Ontology annotation, cellular component: microtubule. Gene Ontology annotation, molecular function: GTPase binding. The transcript has 20 exons. Lineage: Eukaryota; Metazoa; Chordata; Actinopteri; Cichliformes; Cichlidae. The record is from RefSeq and is a predicted model, not a curated record. Bases 247 to 3693 code for a protein of 1148 amino acids.
CCCCCCCCCCCCCCCCCCCCCCAUUUAUAGAGCCUGUGAUUUUUCUGCACGGUAGGGGAAUAAGAGAGACGCCAGGAAGGAUUCCCCAGCACUAUGGAGCCACGCAUUGCAGACAGCCGUGAAAGGUGACAGUGAAAUGAAUUGCAGAGCAUAUGACAGUCAGCUGUACACACUGUGCUGCUGCACAUAGAGGCAACAAUACUAUCUGCAUCAAGUUGUGGAGUCUGUGAAGCAAACAGCACCAUCAUGUUCUACGGUUCUUCUUCUGGGGCGAGUAUGUCCCUGCCGUCCAAGAGCCGCUUGAAACGUCAGAGCAGGACCUUCACACAGGUCCUGUACCGUACGUUAAGCUACAGAGACCGUGUUCCUACAGACACUGGAACAAACACCCGAGGGGACCGGCGCUCGACGACUGAGCCUCCGGAGCGGCCGGCCGACGACCCGGCUGAGCUCUCCACGCAGAGCUCGGCCCCCGGCGUGUUGAAGAUUUUCGGAGAUGAAAUCUGCGCCGGUGCCAACUACAAGAGCGUCCUGGCCACACCACGCUCCAGCGCGCAGGAACUUGUGAAAGAGGCACUCGAGCGCUACUCGCUCAACAAGGAUGCUGCCCACUCUUAUGUCCUGUGUGAUGUGAUCGGACGUUUCGAGGGAGGGGGCGUGAUCGGUGGGGGAGGAGGAGGAGGAGGGUGGCGGACUGAAUGCUUGCGAGCGCUGGGGGACAAUGAAAAGCCGCUGUUGCUCCAAGAGCUGUGGAAACCCCGAGAAGGACACGCACGUAGGUUUGAGCUGCGCAGAAGAGCAGAGGUGGAGGAACUAAACGCUAAGGAGAAGGAUACGAUCACGGCUGAUAUUAAUGCCCAGGCUCGUAAGCUCCAGAGGAACAGGGCGAAGGGGACGCUGACCCUGCCCCGAUCCAGCAACUCAUCCUUCUGUCGCAGCCUCAGCGAGACUAGCCUCAACCAGCUGGGAUUGGGAGAGGAGCCCAAGCGUUAUUACUCCACCCUGCCAGGACCACUAAGGGGCCGAGAACGCGAGGGGACCUCCAGCAGCCGGAGAAAAGAGGAGGGCAGUCAGGGAGGAGGAGGAGGGGUGAAGCACUCUCUGUACCAGUCCCCUCAUCUUCUGCUGCUUCAGGGAUUCAAUCGGCAGGACUGCCUUGUGUACCUGCUGAACAGGGAGCAGCACACGGUCGGUCAGGAGACUCCAUCAGCUCGUCCCAACAUCUGCCUCUUCUCCCCCGACAUCCUGCCUCUCCACUGCCGCUUACGCCGAGUCCCCGCGCCCCGUCGCCACGCCAGCAGCAACAACAAAGGAGAAGAGCAGGGGGAGAGUCAGCGAUUCUGCGUUGCAGUCGAGCCCGUGCUCAACGCCACAGUCCUGGUGAACUUUUCCCGCUGCGAGCGCUCCACCACGCUGCGGCACGGUGACCUCCUUUCCUUCGGAGCACAUUACAUCUUUCUGUACAAGGACCCCACAGGUUCUAAGCCGCUACCCGCGCAGACCUUGGCACGCCUUCGCACACUGGGGCAGCUUUACGACGCAGGGGCGGAGGAGGGAGAGGGCGGGGCUCAGACUUGUAAGAUGUGUGGCUCCGUGCUGAAGGACAGAGCAGCGCAGGUGUCGAGUGCCCCGGCGGUCAGACGCGGUUUCAAACCUCACCUGGUAAAACCCCGCAGCGUGGGGACGUCAACAGGAGGGCCAGUUACUGUGUCAGGGGGUGAUGGAGGAGGAAGAGGAGCUGGAGGAGGUCAGAAAAGGAGGCUGCAGCUGGAGUUUGACCAGGCUCAUGAAGACCAGUUGCUAAACAGGAUCGUGUCUCUCAUAGAACCUGGAGGAGAUGACCACAAGCUGACACCUGCCUACCUGCUGUGCAUGUGCAUACAGCACUCUGCAUCGACAUUCCCACCUGGAAGUUUUGGAAAACUGCUGCUCAAGAUCGUCCGGCGAAUCCAGAGCAUAGCAUGGGAGAAGACAAAGGAGCUGGCGCAGAAGCAAGCUCAGCAUAGCCAGGACCCGGCCUCGCUGUCUCUGCUCAGCAUCUCAGACCUGGUCCCAGACCUGCAGACCAUUUUCUUCUGGAUGUCCAACUCUAUCGAGAUCCUCUACUUUAUACAGCAAAGAGCACCAGCAUACACACACAGCAUAGAGACACUGCAAGGGUCAAAGGAGUCGUUGCUAUCAGCGACCAUAUCAGCCAAUGAGGAGGCUAUGACAAUCUUGGAAGAAGUAAUCAUGUACACUUUCCAGCAGUGUGUCUACUAUAUCACCAAGGCUCUUUAUGUGGUGUUACCGGGUCUGUUGGACUGUAAUCCAUUUCCAGUCGACAGCUCUGAGCCCUGCUGGAAAGGAGGCGUGGGGUUUCCUGAACCUGUGCGAAGGGUCUUGCAGGUCUUUCAGAGUGCGCAGGAGCUUCUGCAAGGCUACCAGGUUCACCCAGAGAUCCAGGCUCAAAUGUUUGCUUACCUCUUCUUCUUCUCCAACGUGUCACUGUUUAACCAACUGAUGGACAAAGGUCCGUCUCGGGGUUGGUUCCAGCGUUCCAAAAUGCUGCAGAUUCAGGCGUGCUUGAGGAUGGUCAUGGAGUGGGCGAGCAGGUCCGGUCUGGGACAUCUGGCUGAAAAAUUCUUCACCAAACUCAACAGCACAGUGUCCAUAUUGGCCACGCCCCCCCAACAGCUCACUCAGUUGGGGUGGCGAGCGCUGUCCAGUGAGCACCCAACUCUGAAACCAGUCCAGCUCCACCGCAUUCUCACUCAGUACCAGCUCACAGCAGAGAUAGGCCCCGUUCCAAUUUGGCAACCCAGCAGCGAGGACGAGCCGUACAUAUACAGAACAGUCGACCUCCUGGAGAGCUUUGAGAACCACCCUCCAAUUGUGCUGCCCAGCUCGGGCUUCAGAGUGGACCUGGACAGCGAGUGUGUUGAAGACAGCAUCUACAGACAGCUGCUCUACAUCCGCCACUACCUGUGGGGGCUCCGCACCAAGACGCAAACACACACCAACACUCCCAGUGUGCAGACACACUCCAAUGGAACCAACACAGCUGACUGGCCGGAAGUUCAGAGGGAGCUGCUACCUCCGAGCCACAGCAGUCCCCGUUCAGGGGGUCCAGGGGACGACGGGCCAGGAGAGCCAGGAGAGGAGAGAGGACGGGACAGACCCUCAGGCCAGUCUCACACACACAGCCUCAGACGGAACGGCACCAUUCACCACCCUCGAACUGCAAAUCCAGACCCGUCCUGCCUCCUGACUCCUCCCAAUACCCCCUUGUACCCUGAAGGAGGAGGCGGAGGAGGGCCUGUGCCGCUCAUCGGCACCAACGUUCAGACCAACGGCUGCACUGGCAGGACUGUGGCUGAAUGUAAAAAGACCAAUGGACUCAUCACCAACGGACUGGAGGUGGAACUGGACAAGGGACCCUACGGACUGGGCAUGGGACUCAUAGACGGCCUGCACACUCCUCUCAACGCUCCAGGCAUUUACAUCCGGACUCUGAUCCCCGAUGGACCAGCCGCCUCUGACGGCAGACUGAGGAUCGGAGACCGCAUCCUGGCAGUGAACGGUACCAGUCUGAUAGGAGCAGACUACCAGAGCGCGGUGGAUUUGAUUCGUCUGGGAGGGGGUCGACUGCGUUUCCUGGUAGCCAAGUCCGACCCAGAGGUCUCGGAGAAGAUCAGCGCCUCCUCCUGCUGAUUACCUCGGCCUCCCAGCUAAGACAUGCACAACGUGCUACACCGGAUUGGAGAUAGGAACUAACAAGGACUACAGAUGUGUGCACUGACAAACGGGAUACACACACCACUCUCACCCAAAGGACUACCUACGCCUCAUGAAAUAUGAAUGUGAAACCCAGCGUCUGCACGGCUCAGAGCCAAGCAGAUAACACUCCACGACUCCACUGAACAGCUGCCAUACCUGCUUCCCUCACGCAGACUCCUGCUGGGUUUGUGUAACAGACACAGUCUUAAACCCUCGGCGACUUCAAAGGAGCGAGGAAAGUUGGAAAGUUGCCUAAUUAAUCAGCGUUUGAGGUGGUUAGGUCUAACCAAUCAGUAUGCAGUGUGAGGCGGUUUAAAGCACAGCGGAUUCUCAUCAGUCAAGCCCAGAGGCACGUGUGACUUUGCCAACAGUAUUUUUGAGUCGUUUCUAUUAAAUUCCAGAUGUAAAUAGCACGCUGAGAUGCCUACCCAGCUCUCUGAAACAGGUGGAUACAAACUGAAGAUGUACUUUAGAAUUUUAGAAGUAUUUGCAGACAAAGUGAGCCUCAGUGAACCCCUGAAUGUUUUGUAAAUCCAUUUGUUAUAGCGAGCAGUAUCAGCGUCUACUGCACAGAUGCAAGUUUGUGAACGAAUGUUGACUUUUGCACUGAAGACUGGAAGAAAACGACAGAGGGAGUGAACUGAAAAAUCACUAGAAGUACAACCUCCACCUGUGACAUUGUACCUGGACUUUACCUUCACUUGGGGGGGGCACUUAGUUAAUAACCACACCAUGAAGACCACAUGCUCCACUCCAGACUCUCAGCUGCAUCCUUGCAGUGCAUUUAAACUGCAGCAUAAACAGCUGUUUGUAAAUAUUCAACAUUGUCUCACACAUAUUAUUUGGAUCUUCAAAAGAGAAGUCGCCUUUGGGAACGACUCGUGUUGUUGUGGGUUUUUUGUUUUUCCUGAAAUAUAUUCGAGACACUAAAGCCUACAGACGGAGAAAAGGGAAAGUGCGGUCAUUGGUUGUAAACUUUUUUUUUUGUAUGUCAUGUAUUUGUGUCGAACACGAAUGUAUUACAUAGCUAAAUGGUUUGCUCAACAACAUUACAAGAAAAGUGGUAGCCAUCCAUGCUGUUUGUGCUGGUUUGAAGGUUUAAAAUAUUGGGCUUGGAUAGCUGCCCGGAAUCGGAUAUAAUUCUCUUUAUUCUAAUUUUUCUACGAAUAAAACAAAUUUAGCAGCAGCAGUUAUUUUACCAGACAAACAUCCCAGCUGCUGUGGUAGAAUAGUACAACUUAAAGUACCUCCUGCUCCCGAUCACUUUACCUUGAUAGAAAAGAUCAGAAGGUGAGGACAAGAUGAAGAGAAGCCUGGAGCUCAGAGAGAGCUCGACUGCACCUUCUUAAUGUGAAGGUGGAUGUAAGCCUAGCUCUGCUGUGUAAAAACUACAAAGUCGUGAAGAUGGACUACAAAAAGCACCCAUGUGUGUCAGGUUGUUCCAUGCAUUUGGUGAAAGAAAAAAAAAAGAACCACUGUGGUAAAAUCACUGCAAUACCACGGUUGUGAUUUUUAAAGUAAAAUGAACAGACAGUCCAUGAAGUGAAAUUACAUUUUUGACAAAUUCGGAUUCAACCUGCAAAACAUCGCCCUUCACCCCGUGAAGCCUGAACCAUGAAGUACCUGAUAGAAUUUUUUUUUUUUUAAACCGAAGCUGCAGAAAAAUAAUAUAAAUUGGGAUAGGAGUUUUCAUUUGUAUUGUUUUUGCUACAUUUGCCAUUUUUAUGCGAUUUAUUAGUAGGUUUUUUAGAAAAAUACAAAAUAAAAUCUAACUGAUGAGUGUACCAUAUAUGAUACACUUGCCAUUGCGGGGUUAAGAAGCAGCUUAUCACAGCGGUGUGAUGUUCGAAGUUCAGCCGUGCCAGUUACGGUAUCAGACAGUGUCUCUAUCAGUUAUGAGAUGGCAUCAUCACAUUUCCUUUCCCCUCCUAAAGGAGGCAUGAAACCACCUUUGCUUUAUAAUGUAGAGCCAAGCUGACACGUCCAGAUCCCGCCACUCACUCCAAAUCCUUCCUCAGCAAAUCCAAGUAUUCGACCACAGCAUCAGCCAGUGCUACAAGGGUCACCUGACUGACCAUAACCACCAAUCACAGCAGGGCAUCCAUUUCUAGCUUCACCUUACCAUCUGAUAAUGUUUUCUAGAGUUGUAACUGGCUGGUUAUUUGCACUGUGGAUUUUUUUUUUUUUAAGCAAAGUGUGAAACUCUGCAUCAGAUAUUUGCCAGUUUUACUUAAACCAUAGUUUUGCUGAUCAUUUCUGCAGUUUGAAACUUGUUGGGUGUUUUCAUGGUUUUGCCCUUUUUUCCCAGUUUUGUUUCUUCCUUCCUUUUUUGCAGUAACAUUUUCCUUUUGUGCGUUUCAGGGUUUGUAUGGCAUUGAUCUCGUGCAUGUUGACCCUCUUUUGGUCAUUAUUUAUACUGUUAACAAUGACUUCAGAAUAAAGUUUGUUGGAUACUCGAGUUUUGAAUGG